AUGACCCACAAUCUGUACGUUGUCGACGCGGAAGGCAGAAGAUCAAUGGAUGCAAGAUCACGUGAGCUUCUGGACAAGGAUUCCAGGGAAAUUCAGACGAUUUUAGUGAUGGGCGGAAUCACUUUCUUUAUUACAAUCGUCAUGUUUCUGUCAAAAAUGGAUAUGUCCGCCGACAAUGUGAUGAAUUAUGCACCAAUCAUUUGGUUAGUUGGAGUGAUGAUCUUCGGAGCAAUUAUCAAUUUUGUGAAUUAUUACAAAAGCAAGAAAAGGCAGAAGGAGUUGGAUAGAAUGACUCUUGAAAGUCUCCUGGUGAACAUGUCACUACCAGAAUCAUUUCCAUGUCUUCUACCUGGUCCACACGAUGAAUGUUGUGGUGGAAGAGGAAUUCCACAACGACCGUUACCAACCUAUGAUGAAGUUUUGGUACUAGAUGAGACGCAACAAAAGCAGUCAUCAACAUCUCCAGACAAUGUAUCUCUAACAGCCCCUCCAGACUACUCGACGGCUCUGUCGAUGCUCCACAAAACCCCUCCGGCUCCAAGAGCCAACGAAUAA
This is a messenger RNA of Caenorhabditis remanei, 555 nucleotides long. RefSeq lists its product as uncharacterized. The record is from RefSeq and is a predicted model, not a curated record. Lineage: Eukaryota; Metazoa; Nematoda; Chromadorea; Rhabditida; Rhabditidae. The transcript has 5 exons. Bases 1 to 555 code for a protein of 184 amino acids.